Messenger RNA from Leishmania braziliensis MHOM/BR/75/M2904, 1077 nucleotides. Its product is annotated as putative phosphoribosylpyrophosphate synthetase. The coding region runs from base 1 to 1077 and encodes 358 amino acids. Gene Ontology annotation, cellular component: ribose phosphate diphosphokinase complex; cytoplasm. The record is from RefSeq and is a predicted model, not a curated record. Gene Ontology annotation, biological process: 5-phosphoribose 1-diphosphate biosynthetic process; purine nucleotide biosynthetic process. The transcript has a single exon. Gene Ontology annotation, molecular function: magnesium ion binding; ribose phosphate diphosphokinase activity. NCBI's taxonomy places the organism in Eukaryota, Euglenozoa, Kinetoplastea, Trypanosomatida, Trypanosomatidae.
AUGGAACCGUGCAGCAGUCGCAACGGCUCCCUCCGCGUAGUGCACGGCAAUGCAAACCCGAAGCUCGCCGAGGACGUGUGCCGCUACCUCAGCAUCCCUGUCACCGCCAGCCGCGUCGGAAGCUUUGCUAACGGGGAGACGAUUGUGAAGAUUCUCGAGUCCAUUCGUGGUGACGACCUCUUCGUCAUUCAGCCCACCUGCGGCAAUAGCACCGGCACGAACGUGAAUCAGGCGGUGAUGGAGCUGCUGCUAAUCAUUCACACCCUGAAGCUGUCGUCAGCGCGUCGCGUGAUCGCCGUGAUUCCGCACUACGGGUACGCUCGCCAAGACCGCAAGCACACAGGCCGCGUGCCGAUCAGCGCAUCCGCCGUGGCACGGAUGGUGACGGAGAUGGGCGUCAACGGCGUCGUGACAAUGGACCUGCACUGCGGCCAGAUUCAAGGCUUCUUCCACGGAUGUCCGGUAGCCGACCUCAGCCCCAGCUCCGAGUUCGCCGAGUACGUCAAGCAGAAGAACUUCACUCCGAACAGUUUGGUGGUUGUGGCACCAGACGCCGGCGCGGUGAGCCGGGCACGCCGCAUGGGCGACCGCAUUGGCGCCAGUCGCAUUGUCACAAUUCUGAAGCGCCGCGUCGUGGCUAACCAGGUCGAGUCGAUGCAGCUGGUCGGAGAGGUUGAAGGGUGUGUGUGCAUCAUUGUGGAUGACAUGAUCGACACGGCCGGCACGCUGUGCAAGGCGGCGGAGGUGCUGAAGGAGUACGGAGCAAAAGAGGUGCACGCCUAUGCGACGCACGGCAUCUUCACCGACCCUGCGUGUGAGCGCCUCACGCAGUGCGAUGCGCUUGUCGAGGUGGUGGUUACAGAUAGCAUUCCGCAGGAGGAGUCUCGCCAGAAGUGCAAGAAGAUUAAGGUCAUUUCCAUCGCAAAGCUGCUUGCCGACGCCAUUUACCGCAUGCACUCGGAGGAGAGCCUCGAGACGGUGGGGCAUCCGGAGCACUUCAUGCCAAAGCACGGAGAUGACCUACAGCCGCUCGAGUCACUCGUAGAGGAGGAUGAGUGGUCGCGACAUAACGAGUAA